AUGAAGAUUCUAACUUUCUCCCUGCUAUUUUUGAUUCCUGCUCUUGUCAUUUGCUUCCUACUAUUUUCGAUUCCUGGUCUUGUAUUUUCAACCAAAUUUUCUUCACUUAGGGAUUAUAACGGAGAAACUCUAGAUCAAAAUCCAUGUUUGUGUCAAAAUAGGGUCGGCGUCAUAUAUGAUGCUAUCUAUACAGAAGAAGAUAUCGGAAAAUUAAUUGAGAAAAGUAAGCCACUUAUUCGAAAAUGUAUUAACGAAAUGGCAAAAGUCAACCGAAAAAUUCGUGGAUCUGAAGACUAUCUCAUUCAUAAACUUGCUGGAUACACAGUAAUGGAAGCACGUUUUGCGAGCUGUGAACAAAAAUUAUUAUUGUCGGAUGAAAUGAGUGUAAAAAGUUGUAAAUCGACUAGAUACUCGAACAGUAUAUGCAAGCGUCAAUUGGGAGAAGAUGGAUGUAUGUUUAAAAUUAUGAAAAAACAUUGUGGACUUGAAAUAACAGCUAAACGACGCGAAUUUCUUGAAUUUAGGUAUGAAAGUUACAAAGAAUGUUUUGAGGAGUUUGAGAAAAGACAAUUGAUGGAUUGA
Caenorhabditis angaria is the source of this 582-nucleotide messenger RNA. NCBI's taxonomy places the organism in Eukaryota, Metazoa, Nematoda, Chromadorea, Rhabditida, Rhabditidae. The record is from the annotation of a GenBank genome assembly.